UUGAGUCAAGUGCAGGGGCUUUGGUGUUUGGAGAUUUGACCUGUGAGUGGGGACAAACGAGAUGUGGAUUUUUUGGGGGAAAGGGCCAUCUGGAUUCUCUUCCUCUUCCACUACAGAGGAGGUUACCCAGGGAAUCGAUGGGACUGGUCUCACUGCUAUUGUUACAGGAGCAUCCAGUGGUAUAGGUGUGGAGACAACUCGUGUUCUUGCAUUGCGUGGGGUGCAUGUAGUCAUGGCUGUUAGAAAUGUGGAGGCUGGUAAAAAUGUCAGAGAAACAAUACUCAAUGAAAACCCUUCUGCUAAGAUUGAUGUUAUGGAGUUAGAUCUCAGCUCAAUGGCUUCAGUGAGAAAAUUUGCAACAGAGUACAUUUCCUUGGGACUUCCUCUGAAUCUCCUAAUAAACAAUGCAGGGAUAAUGGCAACUCCAUUUACACUUUCCCAAGAUGGAAUAGAACAGCAAUUUGCGACAAAUCAUUUAGGUCACUUUCUUUUGACAAAUUUAUUGUUGGAUGCCAUGAAAAACACAGCACAUCAAACCCAAAGAGAGGGCAGAAUUGUUAAUGUGUCCUCAGUGGGUCACAAAGGUUCAUAUAGUGAAGGAAUUCGAUUUGAUAAAAUUAACGAUGAACCAAGCUACAUCCGUCUAAGUGCAUAUGGGCAAUCAAAGCUUUCUAAUAUUUUACAUGCUAAUGAGCUUACAAGGCGUCUGAAGGAAGCUGGGGUGGAGAUCACUGCUAAUUCACUUCAUCCUGGCGGAAUUCCAACCAAUCUUUUCCGUCACCACGGUUUUAUUAAUGGUAUUGUCAACUUGAUCGGUAGAUUUGUGCUAAAAAAUGUUCAGCAGGGAGCGGCAACCACGUGUUAUGUGGCAUUACAUCCUCAAGUGAAGGGAGUAAGCGGAGAAUAUUUCGUGGACAAUAACAUCGCCGAGCCAAUCCCCAUGGCCAAAGAUGCAGCUUUGGCAAAAAAGUUAUGGGACUUCAGCUUGAGCUUGACCACCCCCAAGUUGUUGGAUUUGCUCUAAAAUUACAUAUCCUGACUGUUGUCAAGAUUCAACUA
This is a messenger RNA of Tripterygium wilfordii, 1059 nucleotides long. Its product is annotated as short-chain dehydrogenase TIC 32, chloroplastic-like. Bases 62 to 1024 code for a protein of 320 amino acids. NCBI's taxonomy places the organism in Eukaryota, Viridiplantae, Streptophyta, Magnoliopsida, Celastrales, Celastraceae. The record is from RefSeq and is a predicted model, not a curated record. The transcript is spliced from 8 exons.